UAUAUAAACAAACAAAACGAUCCAACUUCACAAAAUAUACGAAAAAAAACUAAACGUUCAAUGAAAAAUUAAAUAAAAUUCCAUUUAUUCGCUAUUUAUUGACAUUAUUAUAAUUCUCGAACAUAACUAAUAUAUCAUGGAAUUACAAUUAUAUGAAAACUUUCAAUAUGAUCUACACGAACUGAAUAUAUUUCAAGAAUUCCUUAACAUGGAGAGCAUUAUUAAACGUAUUGAAACUAGUAGACAAUUUAAUAGAUUGUGUGUAUCUAAGAAAAUGAAAAAGCGGGGAAGACGUUUUAAUCCUCUAAUGGAUUUAACAGAAUCCCAUUUUCGCCGCAGCUAUAGAUUUAGUAAGGAGAAUAUGAGACGCUUGUUGGAAAUGUUAAAGGACGAUUUGGAAGUAGAGCAGCAGAAUGGUGAGCGAAAGGAAAGGAAAAAUCAAGUACCAAUAGAAAAUCAAAUUAUGGCAGCCAUACGUUAUUGGGGUGGGACUGAGCAUUCCGAAAUUACUGCUCGCGUACAUGGUGUUUCAUUUCGAACUCUAUUAAAGAUCAGUAAACGAGUAGCAGAAGCUUUAUCCUUUAAAGCAUCUCGCUAUAUACGCAUGCCUUGCCUGCUGUUAGAAAAGGAAAAAGUUACCAAAUCAUUUUACGACUUGGCCCAUAUGCCUCAAGUUAUUGGUGCUGUAACUCAUACAAAAGUAAAAUGUAAACGUUCUAACGUUGACAAUGAAACAUCCACUAAAUCCGAUGAUAUUCUACACAUACAAAUUGUAACCGAUGCAGAUUUAAAGAUACGUGAUCUAGAUUGUCGUUUUCAAAUGCCAGCAAUGGGAUAUAAUAAGUUAACAGCGGCAGAUAUUUUUGCUCAGACACGUAUUAAGGAGCGUUUCGAACAAAAUGAAUUUCGUGGUCGUCUUUUAUUGGGAGAUGAUUCGAUGAAGUGUACAUCUUAUCUCUAUACACCAGUAACAUGUGCCAUAUCAUUGGCUGAACAGGCUUUUAAUAAUGCCCAACGUUUGACUUACGAACCGGCUAGAUUUUGUCUUAAUCUCUGGCGUCAACGUUUUGCUAUAUUGGACAAUGAAUUAUAUGGUUCAUCUUCUACAAAUCGUCAUGUUAUUGUGGCUUUAGUCUUAUUGCAUAACAUGGCUAUAGAAUGGCGUGAUUCCUCAUUGGAUGAAUUUAACAAACUAAAACCUUAUAGCUGCUCUUCCACAUUGGAUACUUCAAAAACUUCAGAUGAUCGUGGUCGUAGUGAAUUUAUUAAAAAUCAUUUUUAUCCUUUACUACAUUAAAAGGUGUAAAUAAGAAAUAAAACGAAAAAACGCAAGAUCCUAAUAAUUAUUGGUAUUUAUUUUACAAUGG
This is a messenger RNA of Lucilia cuprina (Australian sheep blowfly), 1367 nucleotides long. Its product is annotated as protein ALP1-like. The coding region runs from base 137 to 1297 and encodes 386 amino acids. The transcript has 3 exons. The record is from RefSeq and is a predicted model, not a curated record. NCBI's taxonomy places the organism in Eukaryota, Metazoa, Arthropoda, Insecta, Diptera, Calliphoridae.